AUGUAUCACAACAACUCUAUCCGCAUCCUUACUGGGAACAGUCACCCCGAGCUCGCCCAGGCUGUGGCCGAGCGGCUUAAUGUCCCCCUCGUUCCCUGCACGGUCAAAAAGUUCUCCAAUGGCGAGAUCAACGUCAAAAUCUCCGAAUCAGUCCGCGACGAGGAUGUGUUCAUUCUCCAGUCUGGCUGCGGCGACGCCAACGACAACCUGAUGGAGCUCCUUAUUCUCAUUUCCGCCUGCAAGACUGCUUCAGCCCGACGAAUCACGGCGGUCAUUCCAUCUUUCCCAUACGCUCGUAUGGACAAGAAGGACCAAAGCCGUGCGCCAAUCACUGCGAAGCUUGUCGCCAACAUGCUCGUCGUUGCCGGCUGCGACCAUGUCAUCACAAUGGACCUCCACGCCAGUCAGAUCCAAGGCUUCUUCGACAUUCCCGUGGACAAUCUUUGGUCUGAGCCACUCAUGCUGACUUAUAUCAAGCGUCGCAUUGCUGGCUGGAAGAACAGCAUCAUUGUCAGUCCCGAUGCAGGCGGAGCCAAACGAGUGACAGCAAUCGCCGACAAGCUGAACGUCGAGUUCGCACUCAUUCACCGGAAGCGCGACACGAAGCACCAUAACGAGCCGGAACGAAUGGAAUUGCUGGUCGGUGACGUGAAAGACAAGGCACGGCGUUCAUUUCAGCUCCAUGCAUCCUUUAAUUUGCCUUUGCAGGUGGCGAUUCUCGUGGACGACAUGAUUGACACUGGCCAGACGCUGGCGAUGGCCGCGAAAGCGCUCCAAGAAAAGGGUGCCAAGGCAAUCCAUGUCCUCAUUUCGCAUGGGUUGCUCUCUGAGGCGAGUUUGGCUCUGGUUGAGCAACUCCCCAUCGCCGAGCUUGUGGUAACCAACACAAUCCCACAAACCAAUAACCGUGCAUUGUGCUCGAAGCUGAUGACGAUAGACGUGAGCCCGACGAUUGCGGAGAGUAUUCGGCGGACCCACAAUGGAGAGAGCAUCAGUUUGCUGUUUAAUGAGCGGCAGGAGACUGGCUCUUUUUCGGUGAUUUAG
Molecule: messenger RNA, 1044 nt
Organism: Mycena indigotica
Lineage: Eukaryota; Fungi; Basidiomycota; Agaricomycetes; Agaricales; Mycenaceae
Product: Ribose-phosphate pyrophosphokinase
Exons: 6
Coding region: 1-1044 (347 amino acids)
Biological process (GO): 5-phosphoribose 1-diphosphate biosynthetic process; ribonucleoside monophosphate biosynthetic process; purine nucleotide biosynthetic process
Cellular component (GO): ribose phosphate diphosphokinase complex; cytoplasm
Molecular function (GO): ribose phosphate diphosphokinase activity; magnesium ion binding
Source: RefSeq, a predicted model, not a curated record